This is a messenger RNA of Doryrhamphus excisus (bluestripe pipefish), 3038 nucleotides long. The record is from RefSeq and is a predicted model, not a curated record. Lineage: Eukaryota; Metazoa; Chordata; Actinopteri; Syngnathiformes; Syngnathidae.
UUCCGGUUUCCCUCCGCGAGUGCAGGUCACUCCCUCCCAGCUACCAGUAGACAGCUCUAGGCGUUUAGAACCAGAACCGAGCUCCUCUGCGGCUUCAUCUAAGCGGACUGAAGUGCUAUCUUUCGGUUUGCAAGUGUUUUUUCGAGGCUACUUUGAGGAACUACCGUGUUUAUUGUUGAAGAAGCAGAGCGGCGGAAGGAAAUGUCCAGCUGAGUCCAGCAGUGUUGGAAGUCCUAAGAAGCGACCGCUGUGGCCUAUUUUUUUGUAAUGAUUGAUCAAUGCUUCCAUUAUGGCACUGAAGGCACAGGUUUUAUAUGACUUUACUGCGGAGCCCGGGAACAAUGAGCUGACAGUGAAAGAAGGCGAAACCAUCACUAUCACCAAUCAGAAUGUUGGUAGCGGCUGGAUUGAAGCACAGAACUCCAGAGGGGAGGUCGGACUGGUGCCGGAGGACUACAUAGAGCUCAACAAGUCGUCAUUCCCCGGAGCGGCAACCACAGCACCGACUCCCAGCGUCGGAAACGUCGCAACCUCGGACCUGUCCUUCUUUGACGCCUUCGCUCCUGCAUCGACACAAAACCAGGUGGAUGCUAGGGGUUUGAGUCCCCAGCCUGACACCCCUGACACCCCAGUUUCCCCCUACCUUGCGUCCCCUCAUGAGGCUAGCAAUGGCAAUGAUCCCUGGUCGGCGUGGAACACAGACCCCUCGGGGGGCGCCUCCAACAACUGGGCAUCUAAUCCAGAGGGCACCCAGACUGGCAAGACGGUCGCUGGUGACUCCUGGGGAGGCUCGGCACCUCAGGGUCACCCUCAGGCUUACCAGGGUCCUGGGGCCGACGACGACGAGUGGGAUGACGAGUGGGACGACAUGAAGUCCACCGGGGGUUACGGCGAGUCUGAAUCUGGAGAUGCCGGAGCCAUGCAGCGAGGCGCAGCUCACGCAUCGAUGAAACUCAAGUUUCCGGGGUUUUCCAAGUCUGGUCCUGAACUGUACCUACUAUGCAAGCAGAUUGCAAAGGGCAAAGACAAGCUACCAAUUUAUGUCGGAGAAGUGGGUCCGGUGUGGCUUUAUCCGGAAUCGCAGCUGGACUGUGUGGUCGCUGACCCCAAGAAAGGAUCAAAGAUGUACGGACUCAAGAGCUACAUCGAGUACCAAAUCAUGCCCAAUACCACAAACCGCCCUGUCAAUCACAGAUACAAGCACUUUGAUUGGCUGUAUGAGAGGCUGCUGGACAAAUUUGGCUCCGCCAUCCCCAUCCCCUGCUUACCAGACAAGCAGGUCACAGGGCGCUUUGAGGAGGAGUUCAUUAAGAUGCGAAUGGAGCGGUUGCAGGGCUGGAUGAGCAGGAUGUGCAGGCACCCGGUGGUUUCCAGCAGCGAAGUCUUCCAGCUUUUCCUCACGUACAAGGACGAGAAGGACUGGAAAAUGGGGAAGAGAAAAGCAGAAAAGGAUGAAACGGUGGGAGUGAUGAUCUUUACUACGAUAGAGCCAGAAGCUGCAGACUUGGAUCCUGUAGAAGUAGAGCAGAAAUGCGAGCAGUUCAGCAGGUUUACCAAAGCAAUGGAUGACGGAGUGAAGGAAAUCCUCACAGUGGGAAACGAGCACUGGAAGCGAUGCACAGGACCUCUGCCAAAGGAAUAUCAGCGGAUUGGUAAAGCCUUCCAGAACCUCUCCUCAGUGUUCACCAGCAGUGGAUAUCAAGGUGAGUCGACGCUGACUGAUGCCAUGACGGCAGCGGGGAAGACCUACGAGGAGAUAGCACAGUUGGUAGCAGAGCAGCCCAAGAAAGACCUCCACUUCCUCAUGGAAACUAACAACGAGUACAAAGGUCUGCUCGGAUGCUUCCCGGAUACCAUCGGAGUCCACAAGGCGGCCAUCGACAAAGUGAAGGAAGGCGACAAGUUGGUGGCCACCAGUAAAAUAACCCCUCAGGAAAAGGUCACCAUGGCCAAACGAGUCAGCACCAUGUCUUACGCCUUGCAAGCGGAGAUGAACCACUUCCAUAGCAACCGUAUCUACGACUACAACCGCGUCAUGCAGCUGUACCUGGAAGAGCAAGUCAAGUUUUACGAGACGAUUGCUGCAAAGCUGAGACAAGCUCACGGUCAGUUCACUACAAUGUGAAGGCGACAGUCCACCAGCAACGAUAAGAGCUCCACCUCCCAAAUAUUCUCACUUAACUGCUUGAUUUCCAACUUUCUUCUUCUUUUUUUUUGUGUGAAAAUUUCUCUUAUCUUUCUGACACUUUAAACCACAGCAGUGAUUGCGGAUGAUGACAUGCAACUCUUCCUCUUUUUUAAGAGACGGGAACAAAACACGCAAAGCACAGUUUACACAACUGAGAGUUUCUGUCAAGACGAGCAAAUUGAAUGUCAGAAUAGUUGAGGGGAGGGAGGGGGGGUCUCACAUUGAAUGCAGCAUUGAAGUAGUGAUUCACUGUUACCGCGGCCUUUUCAUGUCACUAGCGUCCCUCUGUCCCGUGCCUUCUUUUCUUCCUGCACUUCCUCUCUGCCUCUACAGGAAGCCCCGCCCCUUCCUGUCCUACUCAUGUGCCUUAUUUGUCUCAAUUUCUGCAUUCGUUUACAUUUCACGAGAAAAUGGAAAAAAAAACAGUUUUUACAUGAAGGAAUAACGCUGCUUAAAGAACAGCGGCUAAGUUAAUGAGGGCGGAGCUACAGAUCACAUCACGUAUGCAGUUUUUUUUUUUUUGCUUUCAAUCAUUCAACGUUUUGUUCACUUUUCUUUUACUAUCACGUGAUACCCAAAUAUAGUAUAUGUCUAAAUACUUAAAUAGAACUAUUUAAAGAGCACGCUGACUGGCAUCACGGGUGCAGGUGUACAAUGGCCUUUGCUAAGAUAACGUAGCGUAGUUGCUGUUGAAGAAUUAUUAUAACGCCCCUACAAUCAAUCCAAACAGUGCUCCAUUGUCUUUGCAAAGGCAGAGUUCAUUAUGUGAAGGCUCUUUUAUUUGUACAUGUGUGCCUCAUGACGUGUCUGGUGAGUGUACAUAUCAAAUAAUAAAUAUACACACUAUUCU